This is a messenger RNA of Cyprinus carpio (common carp), 2575 nucleotides long. Its product is annotated as biliverdin reductase A-like. Gene Ontology annotation, biological process: heme catabolic process. The record is from RefSeq and is a predicted model, not a curated record. NCBI's taxonomy places the organism in Eukaryota, Metazoa, Chordata, Actinopteri, Cypriniformes, Cyprinidae. Gene Ontology annotation, molecular function: nucleotide binding; biliverdin reductase [NAD(P)H] activity; zinc ion binding.
GGCCCUUUAAGUCAGCAUGGUUGAAAUCCCCAGCUAUGAUGAGAAAAGCAUCAGGGUGUGCUGUCAGCUGCUCACUGAUGUGCUGGUGCAGUUCAUUUAGUGCAUCGUUCCUGUUCGGGGGAAUUUUAGCAACUUCCCUUGAAAAUUAGUUGGCAACCCUGGUUAAGAAAAAGAGUUAUGAAAGUGGCGAUCAUAGACAUAAUAUGCACACAGGAUGUAACACGCCAAAAAAAAAAAAACGGAAGAAGAAGAGUUCUGAAAGUUCUUAUCUGAGUCGCACCCUGCAGAUUUUUUUAGAAAUCCACACGAAGGCUCUUUGCGGACUUUCAGAGGAAUCAUGUUGGGAUCAGUGGUUGUAGGUAUAGGCAUCGCAGGAUGUGCGCGGAUGAGAGAUUUACUCGCUCCUCUGCCGUCCAGCUCUGCUGAGAAGUUCAGCAUCAAGGGCUUUGUGUCCAGGAGGAGUCUUGAAGAUCAGCAGGGUGUGAAGCAGAUCUCCAUGACCGAGGCGUUGAGCAGAGAUGACAUCCAUGUGGCGUUCAUAUGCACGGAAAACACCAGCCAUGAAGAGCACAUCAGGCAGUUUCUGGAGGCGGGAAAGCAUGUGUGUGUUGAGUAUCCCGUAACCCUCAGCUACACGUCUGCAGUAGAUCUGUGGAGUCUGGCUCAGCAGAAGGGCCUGGUGCUGCAUGAAGAACAUAUUGAACUCCUCACUCCUGAAUUUAAACAGCUGAAAAAAGACAUAGCUGGGAAAACUCUGGAGGAGGGAACGCUGCGCUUCACAGCUGGAUCCCUGAAGCCAAAUUUUGGGUUCCCGUCUUUCAGCGGUAUUUCCAGACUGACCUGGUUGGUUGAUCUUUUCGGGGAGCUCACGGUUACUGCAGCAUCUCUAGUGGAGGAGAAAGAGAACAAAUACAUGAAGAUGACGGCACACUUACUGACCCAGCAGCAGAAGCCUCUAACUUGGAGAGAGCGGGGUCCCGGACUGGGCAGAGCCAAACACAUACACCUUCACUUCCAGGACGCCAGCAUCACGGAGCUUCCUGCAGGUCAGCGGGAGCCGGUCGGUCUGUUCAUGCAGGAUCUGGUGCUGUUCGGCCGGAAGCUGCAGGGUGAAGUGUCUGCUGCUGAGCUCCAGGAGGAGAGGAGCAGGAUCUUACACUGUCAGCAGCUGGCAGACCGCAUCCAGCAGCUCAGUGAACACACUCAGGCCUGAACCUGAACCUCUCCACACUGCAUCUUCACUAAAUAAGAAGAAAUGAGUCAGUUAACCCACUGUGGGCAUGAGUUCAGUCUUUCUCUGUGUGGAAUUGUGGAAUUGAUGUAGACUGUGGUGUAGAGACAGACGACUAGAGUGGAAAAUAAUAUUAAAAUAAAUGAAUAUAUAGAUUUAUUUUCAUUUUGAAUUUUUUAACAAUGAAAAUCAGUUUGCUGAUCAGUUGCAUUUUAUGGUAAGGCAAUUGCGACUUUUUAUUUAACAAUUCUGUUUUUUUUUUUUUUUUUUUAUGCUUUGCAUAAAAGUAAAGCUUGUGAGAUAAAAAAAGAUUUGGUACAUUUUUUUUGUUUUUUUUUUAUCCCAUGGUGGAAACAAGCUUCCAUUCUUUUUAAAUUAAAAAAUAACUACUUAAAAAAACCUAACAUAAGAGUAUGACUUGAAAUUUGUUCUGUUCCUCACAAAAAAGGACCACAUUUAUACUCUUUAUGCCCUUUUUAGACCUUGACAGAUAUUUUAGAUGAAAUAUGAUUUUUUUCAGUCUUGAAGAUUAAAGUGAUUAAAAACAUGUAAUGUAAUUCUAUCAGCAUAAGCUUUAAAGUUUUUAAUUUGUAGAUGUAAUUAAUAGUUGUGUGUAUAUGUAACUAGUGGGCCACAUCAGGAUAUGCAGUAACAGCUCAUUCCUUUAUUGCAUCCUGUAACUCCUAACUCUAGUUAUUGAUUAAUGUAACAUGGUUAACUUGCUAUCAGACAAAAAGGGAUGAUUUCUGCUGAUGACUUUUUUACAGUUUUGUAGAUGAAUUGGUAUUUAGUAUGUGACUUCUACACCGAGUUGUGCUUUAGGGCAGCACAUUUGCACCAAAUUUCAUAUAGCCGUUUCAGACAAAUGAUUCUCCAAGGCACUGUAAAAUAUUUAUGGACUCUUGUUUGGUUUGAUACAUCAUGUCAUUAACAUAUUAACAUUAAGUUACUCUGUUGACAUUUUAUAUUUCUGUGAAAACUGGAUGAGCUCUGUACAUGUUCAUACAUGCUUUGAGCAAACUCAAAGUCGAUUUUCUUAUCAUUCAUGCUGUGGUGUCAUUCUUUCCUAUCUGUGCUCUCUCUGGGAAAGCACUGAAUGAAGCAGAUCAUAAUCUCAAUUAAAAUGCACAUAUUGUCUGGGAAGCAUUCAGAAAGGGAAAGAAAUGUUUUGUGUCUUACUAAUAUGCAGUGUUUACAUUUGUCUUUAUGUUUACAUAUUUGUGUUUUCAGUUAAUAAACAAAUUGUGCAUGCUUUAUGAAAAUUUGUUAUCUGCAGCUGAAUCUGCACAUUAACACAAGUGCAAAUCAGAAGUCUGAUAACAAGAUUUUUUUUUACACAUGGCC